AGGAACAGCAUCUGAGCGCUGCCCUGGGACUUCCUGAUCCUCCUCACAUAUAAAUACCAGGGCAGGCCGGUGUGGCAGAGCGCAGUGAGCAGAAACCCUCAGGCAAGCUGAGCCUUCCUUCCAGGAGGAUGAGGAACUUGAGAGCUGCCGUUUCUGUCUUUAUCCUUGUGGCUGUCCUUGGAUCCCAGGCUAGGAUCACACCUGGCCAGAAGAGGGCACCAGACCUCAUCACAGCAAUAAGAGAAAAGAGGGUCAUUCAUCGCAUUGAACCUCACGCAGUUUAUCAAGGCAUUCUAAAUGCUCCAGACUGUUGCUUCUCCUACGUCUACAUCUCACGGAGCCUGUGCUCAAGAUUUGUAUAUUAUUUUCCAACCAGUGGUGGGUGCAUCACCCCAGGCAUCAUAUUUGUCUCCAAGAGGGGGAUCCGGGUCUGUGCCAAUCCCCUUGAUCAGGAAGUUCAGAAGUGCAUAAGACGGCUGACGCCAAUCCCGGGACCUGGGAGCACAGCCAUAGCUUGAGAAGGAGGGCUUAUACUGCCAGUCACUUCCUUCUGUCAUCCCCAGUGACCAUCUAGGAGGCUCUAAGCAUUUAUUUUUAUAGAUGCUUAAAACGCUCGUUCUGCUCUUCUGGUUGAAAGCAGCUCAUGUAGUAUUUAUAUGGACUUUUUGGUUUUUGCAUAGUUCCUCAGCAUAUCAUAAACAGAUAAACUAUUAGAGUGGCCUCUGGGGGCUUCGGAAUGUGUCUGGCUCUGAUGCUAACUUAAGCCAGGUCCAUCAAGCCAAUAUGAAAAGAGUUUUGCCCUAGCCCAUACACAUAUUCAACUUUGUGAGGGCCCAGCUGUUUUUCUACCACCCUAGAGCAGUAAGCAUCACCCUCAGCCCCCAAAAAUAAAGUGCAUCCAUGUAG
Chionomys nivalis (European snow vole) is the source of this 906-nucleotide messenger RNA. RefSeq names its product C-C motif chemokine 6-like. Bases 129 to 518 code for a protein of 129 amino acids. Gene Ontology annotation, biological process: chemokine-mediated signaling pathway; cellular response to interleukin-1; positive regulation of GTPase activity. The transcript is spliced from 5 exons. Gene Ontology annotation, molecular function: chemokine activity; CCR chemokine receptor binding. The record is from RefSeq and is a predicted model, not a curated record. Lineage: Eukaryota; Metazoa; Chordata; Mammalia; Rodentia; Cricetidae. Gene Ontology annotation, cellular component: extracellular region.